Xenopus laevis (African clawed frog) is the source of this 2895-nucleotide messenger RNA. Its product is annotated as extracellular calcium-sensing receptor. The record is from RefSeq and is a predicted model, not a curated record. The transcript has 8 exons. Bases 1 to 2895 code for a protein of 964 amino acids. NCBI's taxonomy places the organism in Eukaryota, Metazoa, Chordata, Amphibia, Anura, Pipidae.
AUGAUUCUUGUUAACAUGCAACUGCCAUACUCAUUCAUCUGGCUCAUAUUCUUCAUGAUCUGGGUUUUAAGUAUAAUAGUUGAGGAUGUUUCAGCCUCUUCUGACUCUAAGAUCAGUUGCCGACUGCCCAGUGAGAACAUCACUGGAUAUCUGAGCCAAGAAGGAGACAUUAUUAUGGGGGGAACAUUCACAGUUCAUUCAGACAGAGUGAACAGAGACAUUAAUUUCACUGUGAAGCCUCCAGAUAUUCAGUGCCAGAGCUUUGCUGUUGAGUAUUACCAGACCAUGCGUGCCCUAAUUUUUGCUGUGGAGGAGAUUAAUGCAGAUCCUGAACUGCUUCCCAACAUUACACUGGGCUUCCAGAUUUUCGACACCUGCAACACCUUAAGACCAGCAGCACAAGGAACUCUUUCGAUGCUUUCAGGAAAAAACGAAAUCACUCCUAACUAUCACUGUUACAAAGGGGCACCUCUUGCAGGUAUCAUUGGUGACUCUGGGUCUUCACGAUCCAUUCUCAUGGCCCAGAUUUUGGGGUUGUACCGAUAUCCCCAGAUUAGUUAUUUUGCAACCAACCCAACUCUCAGCAACCGUGUCCUGUUUCCUUCUUUUUUCCGUACCAUCCCAAGUGAUGAAUUUCAGAUGAGAGGCCUGGCCCAGCUGGUCUUUCAUUUUGGUUGGUCUUGGGUUGGUCUCCUGGCUAAUGAUGAUGACUAUGGCCAAUAUGGGCUUCAGAUGGCAAAACAAGAAAUAAUUAAUGGUGGAGCUUGUGUGGCCUUCACCGAAAAUAUCUUAACUGGUCAACCAAACAGAAAUGCUCCCCAUAUUGUUCGGGUGAUUAAGGAAGCAACUGCAAAGGUUGUGGUGGUGAUAACAUUUGAUUCAGAUUUUAUGAUUGUAGUGGAAGAGAUGUUGAGGCAGAACUUAACUGGACAUAUUUGGAUUGCCAGUGAAUCUUGGGCAACUUCUGUUUUACUGUGUAAAGACAGAUUCAAUAUUGUUUUAGCAGGCACAAUUGGUUUUGCCAUCCAUGGUGGGAAAAUGCCAAACUUCACUAAGUAUCUCAACAAUCUUCAUCCAGUGAAAUAUCUGUAUGAUUCAUUAAUAUUGGAAUAUUGGGAGCAGAUCUUCUCUUGCAAAUGGUACAGUCAGAAUAGUUUAGUUAUCCAUAGAAACAAUGACUCAAUAAAAAUAUGUACAGGAAAUGAAAAGCUGGAGAGCCCACUUCCUGGUGAAGACCAUAGAUUAUCUCUCAAUGUAUACAUUGCUGCAUAUGCAAUGGCCUGGGCCCUGCAAAGCUUGUUACAUUGUACACCAGGAGAUGGCCCAUUCCAUAAAGGUGCCUGUGCCAACAUCUCUUCAUUUUAUCCUUGGCAUCUUUAUCAUUAUAUUAAAAAUGUUAACUUCAAGACCAAAAAUGGAAGGCAGGUAUUUUUUGAUGCAAGGGGGAACCCCCCAGCCAUUUAUGACAUUGUGAAUUGGCAUCUGAGUGCUGAAGGGACACUGGAGCAAAUUACAGUUGGCAGUUACGACUUCAGUGCUGCUGAUGGGAAAACCCUGAGUAUAGAAGAUGCUGACAUUGUAUGGACUAACAGCAAAACCCAGGUUCCAUUUUCAAAGUGCAGCCCAAGCUGUCCUUCUGGAUUUCAUAAAGUUAUACUUCCAGGAAAACCCCCUUGUUGUUAUGAGUGUGCCCGGUGUCCCUUGGGACAUAUAUCAAACCAAACAGAUUCUGUAGAAUGUCAUCCAUGUUCCUGGGUUAUGUGGCCUAAUCUACAACAGGACAGAUGCUUGCCAAGACCUACAGAGUUCCUUUCUUAUGAAGAACCAUUGGGUUAUACUUUAGCUGCCAUUUCCCUCUUAUCCUCUCUGAUUCCACUUUCUAUUUUGGUCAUAUUUAUUUGUUCCAAAAAAACACCAAUAGUCCGAGCCAACAACUAUUCCCUUAGUUGCCUUCUCCUGCUUUCUCUGUUCCUUUGUUUCCUUUGCUCUUUAGGGUUCAUUGGUUACCCACAACCUAAACAGUGUCUUCUAAGCCAGGUGGCAUUUGGGAUGAUUUUUGAUCUCUGUAUUUCUUGUGUUCUGGCCAAAACCAUCACUGUUGUCAUUGCCUUCACUGCAACAAGGCCAGGAAGCAAGUUAAGACAAUGGACAGGAGUAAAAUCAUCUUAUAGCAUUAUUAUACUUAGUUCCUUUAUUCAGUUAUGCAUUUGUGGAAUGUGGUUAAUCUUCUCUCCUCCCUUUUCUGAACAUGACACGGAUAGCAAACCUGGAUUCAUCAUUGUAAACUGCAAUGAAGGGUCCCCGAUUGCCUUUUGGUGCAUGCUGGGAUACCUUGGCCUCUUGGCCUCCGUAAGUUUCAUUGUUGCCUUCUUGGCCAGACGACUCCCUGACAGUUUCAACGAAGCCAAAUUUAUCACAUUCAGUAUGUUGGCUUUCCUCAGUGUCUGGGUGUCCUUUAUCCCAGCCUAUCUCAGUGCACGGGGCAUGUAUACUGUGGCAAUGGAGGUCUUUGCCAUUCUGUCUUCCAGCUGGGCAAUAGUGGUUUGUAUUUUUGUGCCAAAAUGUUACAUUGUUUUGUUCAGACCCAACAUGAACUCCAGAGAACAUCUUACAAUUAAAAGCAGAGGGUUCAUUGGUUACCCACAGUCUGAAAUGUGUCUUCUAUACCAAGUGGCAUUUGGGAUGGGUUUUGCUCUCUGCAUCUCCUGUGUUCUGGCCAAAACUAUCACUGUUGUCAUUGCCUUUAAUGCAACCAGGCAGCAGAUUAAGAAAGUGGACAGGGCUGUGCACUGCAUACAGUUACAGUUGUACUACACCCUGCCUCCACACCUUUGUGAGGACUCAUCUCCUGAGAAACAAGGUCUCAUCUGGAGCAUACUAGAUGAGACUAUCUGA